Molecule: messenger RNA, 2000 nt
Organism: Hippocampus zosterae (dwarf seahorse)
Lineage: Eukaryota; Metazoa; Chordata; Actinopteri; Syngnathiformes; Syngnathidae
Gene: plekha8
Product: pleckstrin homology domain containing, family A (phosphoinositide binding specific) member 8
Exons: 13
Coding region: 150-1814 (554 amino acids)
Biological process (GO): ceramide transport; intermembrane lipid transfer
Cellular component (GO): membrane; cytoplasm; cytosol
Molecular function (GO): ceramide 1-phosphate binding; ceramide 1-phosphate transfer activity
Source: RefSeq, a predicted model, not a curated record
UAGAAAAAGUUUACGUACUUUGAUCAACGUAGACGCAAUGUAGUGUAUGUGUUUGUUUAGUGAACUCCGCAAAUCUCACUUGGGGGCAGAUGCAGUGGUUGCAGUCAGUCAGCUGUGCGCUUAAUCCUGUCAUGACAAACAAGUAAUGAAUGACACAAAACACAUCAACGAUGGAGGGAAUGCUAUACAAGUGGACCAAUUACAUAAGCGGGUGGCAACCUCGAUGGUUUGUGCUUGACGGAGGAACUUUGUCCUAUUAUGACUCUCAAGAGGAUGCUUGGAAAGGCUGCAAGGGGAGCAUUAAAAUCUCAGUUUGUGAAAUUCAAGUUCAUUCAUCUGACUCCACACGGCUUGACUUGACCAUACCCGGGGAGCAGUACUUCUACCUGAGAGCCAUCAAUGCAGCAGAGAGGCAAAAAUGGCUGGUUGCUCUGGGAACAGCAAAAGCUUGCCUAACAGACAACCGAACCAAAAGAGAGAAAGAACUCCAAGAGAACACAGAAGCACUCAAGACCAAGAUGUCAGAGCUCAGGUUAUACUGUGACCUCCUCCUUCAACAAGUGAACAAAAUCAAGGAUGAUGACAACGAGCUUGGUGACGCAGCAGAAACCGGCAUAGAAACGGGUGAGAUGGUGAAGUCGACCUGCACCACUUUCCUGAAGACCCUGGAGGAGUGCAUGCAGAUAGCCAAUCGUACUUUUGCGCCCGAUGCGUCCAAGCAGAGCCCGCCGGCGUCGCCUCCCAUCGCCGCCAUCAAACCACAGAAGAUUAAACCUGUCAAUCACUUGAAUCAGCGCUUCGGAGAAAAGUGGAGAGAUUUGUCAGAAACAGAGGUGUUGUCACAUGAUACCCGUAGCCUUGAUUCUGGCACAGAAGCACCAGAUGAACCCGUCGGACCAGAACGUCAACCUUGCCCGUCAAACCCGCGCGCAGCCAACGGCGACAACGCGAUCCAGGGGGAGCACGCCGAUCCUCUUCCUCCCACAUCUCAGAAUACCUCCGAAGGGAAAGGCUCCGCAGCAGGCGUUGAAGUCGAGGAGAAAAAUGAGACUCGCAGAAGGGACCGAAGCGCAGAGCGCGGUGGCACGCAGCCUCGGCAGGAAGCACUUCCUGACGGAAGCCAAGCUGACUGCGAAGAUGAGAUUUUCAAGGAUUCCACUGAGCCCGAAGAGCCAGUGGAGACUUUUUUCAGCACAAUGAGUCACAGAUUUAGUGAUAUAAAGCUGGAUGACGACAAUGGCAUCCCCACGCAAGAGUUUUUGGACUCAUGCUAUGCAAUAGUGCCUGUAUUAGACAAACUUGGCCCCACCGUCUUUGCGCCAGUGAAAAUGGACUUUGUGGGCAACAUCAAGAAGAUCAAUCAGAAACUGAUGUCGGACCCGGCCAGCUUCCCCACGCUGCAGUCCAUUGUGCUGCACGAGGUGCAUGCGCAGGUUGCUCAAGUGCGCAACUCGGCCACCGAGGCUCUGCUGUGGCUCAGGCGGGGCCUCAAGUUCCUCAAAGAGUUCCUGUCGCAGGUCAACGCGGGGGAGCAAGACAUACACGGAGCACUCAAUCACGCUUACGGCAAGACUCUUCGUCAGUAUCACGGAUGGGUCGUCCGGGGAGUCUUUGCGUUGGCGUUGCGCGCCGCUCCGUCCUAUCAGAGCUUCACGGCUGCCUUGGUGACGACCGAAGGCGACGAGCUGAAGAGCGGCUUCGCCAGCGGCAUGCACAGAGACCUCGGCGUCUACCUGCCCGCCAUGGAUAGGCUGUUGACCAUCCUGGACGCCCUCUAUGAGGAGUACAACCUGGAAUCUGACGAGGUGGUCUAAAACCCCGGCAUGUCCCCUGAAGGAAGUGGGCGGCGUCACAGAGAAGAGCCACGCUUUUUCCAAGCACUAAACGGAGCGUGAGGCGUUUCAAGACCUCAAAGUUACAAGACAGAACCAAGUCUGCACUGAAGAGCUUUCCGCAGAAUGAAGUGUAGUUUUUAGCGUCAAAUGUAUGUACAUUUAAAA